Solanum dulcamara is the source of this 5954-nucleotide messenger RNA. Its product is annotated as vacuolar protein sorting-associated protein 54, chloroplastic-like. Gene Ontology annotation, biological process: retrograde transport, endosome to Golgi; Golgi to vacuole transport. Lineage: Eukaryota; Viridiplantae; Streptophyta; Magnoliopsida; Solanales; Solanaceae. Gene Ontology annotation, molecular function: syntaxin binding. The coding region runs from base 289 to 2751 and encodes 820 amino acids. The transcript is spliced from 14 exons. Gene Ontology annotation, cellular component: GARP complex. The record is from RefSeq and is a predicted model, not a curated record.
UCCUACUUGCAACCAACGGUUCCCAAAUAAUUACUCCUUCCUACUGUACUGCUCAUUUCCCCUCCUUACCCGCCCACUGGCACUGGGUGGCGCUUUCAUUCUCACUCCUUCCUUUCGCAGAGUGCAGAUCCACCUACUCAUUCAUUCAGCUCUUUCUCUCUCUCUCCAUGCAUUCGAUUCAAAAACGGUAACGCAAUUCUUUACGAUCAACAGUUCUUGUCUUCAGAUCUAUACACAUUCUCGUAUAGAUCACACCCACCCACCCACCCACCAUACCUUCACAAAAAGAUGGAUUCAAAGCCUUCCUCAUCAUCUGGAAGGUACGAAAACAGCAAUAAAAAACCAUAUUUGUCGAAAUCAGUAUCUGAUGCUAAUACCCACAACCAAAGCUUAGCAUCAAUUCUUAACAACCCACACGCUGGAAAAUCAGAUGGAUGGUGGUGGCCAUCAAAUUCCUCAUCCCUUCCCGUCGUUCCUGAAUUCACCCCACUAAACCCACUUCCAAAACCCGGAUCUGAUAUAACCAGAACCGAUUUUCUCCCUUACAUAACAUCCUUUUCCGACCCUUUUACCCGUUUUCACGAUAUCCAAAAGCACAGUAAAUUCAGCCUCCUCGACGAUCAAAAUGGUGAAAAUGCCCUUGUCGCAUGUCUUCGCGAAGUGCCCGCUUUGUACUUCAAAGAAGAUUUUCAGUUAAAGGAUGGUGCCACGUUUAAAGCUGCUUGUCCAUUUAGGACUACGGCUGAGAAUUCGGUUAUGCAAGAAAAGUUGUCACAGUAUUUGGAUGUAGUGGAACUGCACUUAGUGAGGGAGAUUUCGUUGCGUUCACGCUCGUUUUUUGAGGCGCAAGGGAAACUGGAGGAUCUGAAUUCAAAGAUAGUUGAAGGGUGUAAGAGGAUCAGGGAACUGAAAGAGACAAUAAGGCUACUGGAUAAUAAUUUGGUGGGGCCUGCAAGAAAGUUGGAGGAGUUGAAUGUAAAGAGGAAUGAUUUGGUUGCUCUUCAGAACAAGCUGAACCUCCUUAUAUACGUUAAUCAAGCUUUAUCAACUCUCAAUUUGCUAGUUGCAUCUGCAGAUUGUGCUGGAGCUUUAGAUGUUACAGAUGACUUGCAACAUUUAUUGGAUGGAGAUGAAUUGGCAGGUCUACAUUGCUUUCGACACCUUCGUGAUGAUUUAGCUGCUUCAAUCGAUUCUAUCAACAGCAUUCUUUCAGCAGAAUUUUUGCGUAUAACCAUACAAGAAACUGGCAACAUGGAUGCGGCAAUUACAUCAAAAUUUAAAGCACGGGCGACCGUUGCAAUUAAUGGAGAAGGCCAUGAAGUUAAAUUGGAUGAAGAAGAAACCUCAAAUUUUCGUGACCGGCUUCUUCCAUUUGUUAUUGGAUUACUUAGAACUGCAAAACUCCCUGCUGUGUUGAGAAUAUAUCGUGACACUCUUACAGCUGACAUGAAAACUGCCAUUAAAACAGCAGUUGAAGAGCUGCUUCGUGUUCUUGUUGCCCAACCUUCAGAUUCAGAUUUUGUUGCAGGAGAGCGAGUAGUUGAUACAGAUGGUGGGAGCUCAUCUCUUGCCAGUAGAUUGAGAAGCCUGGCACCAGAAAGUUUUGUUCAACUUUUGAAGGCUAUUUUUAUGAUAGUGCAGGCGCACUUAGUCCAGGCUUCUGAAGUUAAAAAAACAAUUGAGUGGAUUAUCUGCCAUCUUGAUGAUCAUUAUGCUGCGGACUCAGUAGCUGCUGCAAUAGCACUUGGGGCAGCAGCUGCAGAAACUGCUAGUGAAGGUGACGGUCAAACCUUUUCACAAUUUUCUCCCUCAAGCAACUUUUCCAGGGUUUUCUCAAUCCAGGAGAAGAGAAAUGAUGCAACAACCAUGUCAAAUUUAUCGAGAAACUUCAGAGCUGAUAUAUUGAGAGAGAAUACAGAAGCUGUAUUUGCAGCUUGUGAUGCUGCACAUGGAAGAUGGGCAAAGAUCCUUGGAGUCCGUGCUCCUAUUCACUCUAAGUUGAGGUUGCAGGAGUUCCUAAACAUAUAUAACAUCACUCAGGAAUUUAUUACUGCCACUGAGAAAAUUGGUGGAAGGCUGGGGUAUAGUAUCCGUGGAACCAUACAAUCACAGGCCAAGGCCUUUAUUGAUUUCCAACAUGAAUCUCGAAUGGCAAAAUUGAAGGCUAUACUUGACCAGGAAAAUUGGGCUGAGAUUGAUUUCCCCGACGAGUUCCAGACUAUCGUCACAUCACUAUUUUCUUCCAAGUCAGGGACCAGUGGACAUGCUGAUGAUGAUUCUGCUGACACUGCAACAAGCAAGACUGAAGUGGUUCGAAAAAGCAGUGAUCCUUCAAUGGUGGAUGCUGGAGUCCCAAAUCUAUCACAUAAUACAGAGCAGACUGAUGCUACUUCAACACAUCCAGAUAAUACAGCACAGAGUAAUGACACGAAAUCAAGAGAACGCGGAAGAUCAUCUCCCAGAAUGCUUUCCUUUGGGGGUGUUGCGUAUCACAUGGUAAACUGUGGCUUGAUUUUGGUGAAGAUGUUAUCAGAAUAUAUUGACAUAAAUAAUAGUUUAACUGGCCUAUCAUCAGAAAUAGUUCACCGGGUUGUUGACAUGUUGAAGUUUUUCAAUACGAGAACUUGUCAACUUGUACUUGGAGCUGGAGCCAUGCAGGUUUUCAUAAUCUUGGUAUAUGACUUGGAUACGGGUUUUGAUCCAGGAGUUUCCCCACCAUUAAUAAAACCAUUUAUUUUAUCGUCACAAUAGUAUAUUGAUUAGUUGAUUUUCUUUUUAUAAGAUAUUUUAGGAAUUAAAUGACUUGGAGGCCAAGUUUUUUUUUUUUUUUGAAUAGGUAACACUUGUUUUAUAAACCAGCACUUGGGUAGUGCUAAACCCUUUUACAGCAGAUAAAGAGCAUAGCAAUAAAACAAAGAACUCCUUAUCCUAGCAUGACUCUAACACUAAUAUCUUCUGCAUCUGUAGGAUAGUUCUUUGUACACCAAAAACACGAAAGCAAAAUAGAAUCUGUUUUAAUUUUCUGUACUGUUCUACUCCUGUCUUGGAAACACCUAGCAUUCCACUCCUUCCAGAUGGUCCACCUUAUACAGGCUGGGAUGGUUCUUCAGUAGCUCUUGUUUUUAGCUCCCUUCCCAGCUUCUUCCCAACUAGAUAGAGUGUCAACAAUCUUGCUAGGCAUUGUCCAUUGUAUGCCUCUGAGAUUGAUGAAAAUCUUCCAUAGCUGCUCAGUGAUUCUGCAAUGCAGGAACAAGUGUCCCAUUGUCUCAGCUGCCUCUCCACUUAAACAACAGUGUGUGACUAAGAUAAUGUUCCUCUUCCUAAGGUUUUCAUGUGUCAAAACAGCUUCUUUUGCUAACAACCAUGAGAAACAUGCCACCUUCAAAGGUGUUUUGGCUCUCCAUAUUUGUUUCCAUGGCCAUAAAGAAUUCUGUGCUCACUGUCAAGUUCAAAAUUUGUACCCUGAACUUACUUUGUAUGCCCCUUUGUUGUGACCAUUCCACCAUAGUCUGUCCAUCCCAUUCUUUAAACCUUGGAAAGCUUCAUGAAUUUUGAAGAACUCAAUCAGUCUUGGAAUCUACCAAUCAUUCAAGCUUCUUCUGAAAUUUAAUUCCCAGCCUUGGGGAGACCACAUAUCAGCUACUGUUCUGUCCUAAUGAGUAGCUAAAUCAAAUAUAUCAGGGAACUUCUCUGCAAGACUCCAAUUACCUAGCCACCUUUCUUUCCAAAAGACAGUUUUAUUACCAUCAUAGACACUAAUGGUGGUGUGGCUAAGUAAGAUGGGCCACCAGUUUCUGAUAGAUCUCCAAACAGUAACACCAUAAGGAUUGUUUGCUGCUUUAGUCAUCCACCCAUCCAAUUCUCCAUACUUUAUUCUGAUCACAUUUCUCCAUAGAGAGUGUGACUCAUGGGCAUAUCUCCACAACCACUUCAUUUUCAAAGCUUUACUUUGGUUCUUCAGGUUUUUAAUACCAAGACCUCCCUGUUUCUUGCUUGAUAUGAACACUUUCCACUUGACUUAAGUGAUUACCUUUCCUGGUUUUAUUUCCUUGACAAAAAAAGGAUCUCCUGAUCUUGUCUUGUCUAGCCUCUGUAUUACCCCUGCCGGGAUGGGGAAAAGAGUAAGCAUGUAGGUUGGGAGAGCAUCUAAUACAACAUUGAUCAAAUCCCUCCCCCCCCCCCCCCCAAUAGAUGGGCUUUCCAUCUUGAUAAAAUCCUUUCUCAUCUUUCCAUAACAUUGUCCCAAAUUUCUUUAGACCUUGAUUUGGCCCCCAAUGGCAUCCCUAGAUAUAUAGAGGGUUGGGUUCCAACUUCUCCCAGAAUUGAAGCCAAGAGAUUUAUGUUUCGGACAGUGUAAAUGGGGUAGAUGUGGCUCUUCUCCCAAUUAAUGUGCAAACCUGAGAUGCCUUCAAAGAGUACUAGGAUUACUCUUAAGUAUUUUAAUUGCUCGUCUUCUGCACCACAGAAAAUCAAGGUAUCAUCUGCAUAUUGUAGAUAUGUCACCUCCAGUCUUUCUCCACUGUUUUUAGCCACUUCAAAACCUGAUAACCAGCCAUUGACCGUUACUGUCUUAAUCAUAUUGUUCAGCCCUUCCAUGUCUAGGAUGAACAGAAAAGGGGACCAAGGUUCCCUUGUCUUAUUCCCCUUUGUGCUGCAAAAAAACCUUCAGAUGCUCCAUUAAUCACUACUGAGAACUAUACAGUUGAGAUGCAGAAUCUGAUCCACUUCUCCCAAAGCCCAUUUUCCUGAGAAUGUUGAGAAGAAAUCCCCAAUUCACAUAAUCAUAAGCCUUUCCUAUAUCCUAUUUGCAUAGGAUUCCAGGCAUCUUUUGUGAUAAUCUUGAAUCUACUGCUUCAUUAGCUAUCAAUACUGCAUUCAUAAUUUGUCUACCUUGAAUGAAAGCCGUUUGCUGGGAAUCUACCAACUUAUCCAUUACUCCUUUGAUCCUUUCAGUCAAUACUUUAGAAAAAAGUUUAUAGAAGCUGCCUAUCAAGCUAAUUGGUCUAAAGUCUUUCAACUCCUUGGCCCCUUUUUUCUUGAGAAUCAGGGCAAUAUAUGUUGCAUUGAAGCUCUUUUCAAAUAUCUCAUGUUCAUAGAUGUGAAAGGCAUUUAUAAUGUCAUGUUUUAGACCCUCCCAACAUUUGAUGAAAAAGCCCAUUGUGUAUCCAUCAAGUCUAGGGGCUGUGUCUAUAGCACACUUCUUCAGGCAACUGUGCACCACCUCCUCAAAUUUUGCUUCUAAUUAUGCUUUUUCUGCUUUUGAACUUGUAGGACAGUUUAUCAUGUUUCCUACUGGUCUCCAUCUUUCUGUUUCUGUGUACAACUUCUUAUAAAACUGUAUGAUCUCCUCCUUUACUCUGUCUGGUUCCUUCACUAUCUCUCCUUGGUACUUCCAGUUGGUCAAUACAGUUGCUUCUUUUAUGGGCAUUAGCUGAAUUGUGAAAGAACUUGGUGUUGUUGUCACCUUCUUUUAGCUACAAAAUUAUGGAUCUUUGCCUCCAUGCUGUCUCUUCAUUCUUGAGUAGCUCUUCAUACUCCAGGAGGGUUGUUGACUUCAAUGCAGCCUCUUCCUCUGUUAGGGCUCUUCUGUCAAUUAUAGAGUCCAGAGUUGCCAUCUUGUUUAACAGAUUGGACCAUUGCAAAGACAGGUUUCCUUUUUCUUCCCUACUCCACUCAUUGAGUUCACCCUUUCAGAGCUUUUAAUCUGCAUGCUAAAAUGUAGUCUGGUUUCCCUGAAUAUGCAAAAGAAUUUCACCAAGACCUGAUUUUGUCUAUAAAUCCGUAUGUGUUUAGCCACCAAUUUUUGAAUUUGAAAUAAGAUUUGUUCAGGUCCCAUGGUCCAAAGUGUAAGGCUAUAGGCACAUGGUCUGAUGUCAGUCCUUGUAGAGCAAUCUGCUUCACUUUGCUGAAUUGUUCAGUCCACUCAGAUGUGAAUAGAAUUUUAUCUAUCCUUG